Messenger RNA from Sorghum bicolor (sorghum), 1400 nucleotides. Its product is annotated as calumenin. Gene Ontology annotation, molecular function: calcium ion binding. Bases 152 to 1273 code for a protein of 373 amino acids. Lineage: Eukaryota; Viridiplantae; Streptophyta; Magnoliopsida; Poales; Poaceae. The record is from RefSeq and is a predicted model, not a curated record. Gene Ontology annotation, cellular component: endoplasmic reticulum. The transcript has 6 exons.
CCAACCCGGCCGGCCGACGCACCGACGACUUCCUUCCGCCGUGCCAUCCACCCUCCUCUCGCAGAGGAGGUGCGGUGAGCACGAGCGGCACAAAUCCAGCCGGCCAAGGUGCGUGGCCGCCGGCCGGUCGCUGGCUGCCCCGGGCUGAACAAUGGCGGGCUCCGCGGUGGCCGUCGUCUUCCUUUCGGCCGUCGCGCUGCUCUGCCUGUACAACCACCUCCACCUCUCCCUCUCCGACCCGGCAUCCGUCGUCCCCGUCCCCGUCCCCGCCGCCGCCGUCCGCUCGCACCGCCGCGCCGGUGGCCACCGUACCAACACCACUCCGUCCGGGUCCGGCAACAUCGUCCUCCGCUUCGGCAUGUCCGGGCAGCCGCUCCGCGUCUACUCCCCCGCCCCCACCCCCACCGCUGGCGGCGGCAUCCCUGACAUCGACACGUUCCGCGACAAGCUCGACCGGCUGCUGCCCGACUGGUCGCGCUUCGACGGCGAGCUCGGCCCCAUGCACCGGUACUUCGGGCUGGACGGGCCGCUGGACGUGCGUCAGCGGCUCGCGUACCUGUUCGUGAUCCUUGACCGGUCGCCUAGGGACGGAGGCGUCGGCGUCGACGAGCUGGAGGCGUGGCUGCGCCGGCAGGCCGUCGCCCGGCUGGACGCCGUCACGCGGAGGGAGAUGGCCCGGCACGACAGGGACCGCAACGGUGCCGUCACGCUGCGCGAAUUCUUCGCAGACUGGAGCAACAUGGGGCAUGGCAAAAUGGCGAGGUGGAUGGACAAGUUUGCGAGCGCGGACAGAAACGGAGACGGCUCGCUCAACGCCGUCGAAUUCAACGACUUCUUGCAUCCUGAAGACACCAGCCAAGAGAGCGUGAUGCUGUGGCUACUGAAGGACAAGCUAAGUGAGAUGGACCAUGACGGAGAUGGAAGGAUAAACUUGGAGGAGUUUGUCGCCCAAUCUGAUCUUGAGCGUGCCGAAGCUGAAGAGAAGUUCAGAGAAUUGGACGCCGACAUGGACAAAUUUUAUCCUUUUUUUUCCCCUUCAAUGUUCAGCUACUUGACGGUGGAAGAAGCACGCUCUGUACUGCAAAGCCUCAUUACAGGGGAGUUCUCAUAUGCUACUUCACAUGCCAAAUUUUUGAUGAAGGCUGAUGUUAACCAAGACGGCAAAUUGUCGCUGGAGGAGAUGCUAGAUGACUACGUAUCCUUCUACAGCACCGUUUAUACGGAUGAUCAUUACAGCAAUGAAGUUGAUAGUGAUUCCCACGACGAGCUAUGAGCAGUUAAGCCAGGGCAGGACAGCGAUACGGAGGGAGGAGGUUCUUUUUACUUUCUAAUAGGAGUUCGCAGCCAAAAAAAUGAAAAAUGUACAGCAGACAAUCAACUGCAAAGAUCAAUUUUGUUCA